This is a messenger RNA of Fragaria vesca subsp. vesca, 1238 nucleotides long. RefSeq lists its product as uncharacterized. The record is from RefSeq and is a predicted model, not a curated record. The coding region runs from base 1 to 1152 and encodes 383 amino acids. Lineage: Eukaryota; Viridiplantae; Streptophyta; Magnoliopsida; Rosales; Rosaceae. Gene Ontology annotation, molecular function: transcription cis-regulatory region binding; DNA-binding transcription factor activity. The transcript has a single exon. Gene Ontology annotation, biological process: regulation of developmental process; regulation of DNA-templated transcription. Gene Ontology annotation, cellular component: nucleus.
AUGGAACUUUCAAGUCAUCAAGAAGGGCAGAUCCCAAUCUCAAUCCCAAUCCCUAUCCCAAUCCCAAUAAACACUUCUUAUGGUGCUGGUGGGCAUGGGCAUGGACACAUGAUCCAUCAUCAUCACCAUCAUGAGCCUGCAGCAUCCCAUUCCCACACCCUCAUCCACAACAGCCACCUCAUUACCUCCUCAGCACCACCAGUAGUUGCACCACCACCACCACAGAAUCAAAUCCCUGCCUCCAUUAACAAUAAUGGAUCCUCCAUUCCCACAGCCACUAGCCCAGAUCAGGAGGAGCAGGAGGAAGAGGAUGAGGAGCAUGUCAAUCAUGUGAAUGUGGCAUACAACCACAACCACAACAACAACAGCAACAAUAACAAGAAAGUGGUGAACAGCAGCAUCAAGUACAAAGAGUGCCUGAAGAACCAUGCAGCAGCCAUGGGAGGGACUGCAACAGAUGGGUGUGGUGAGUUCAUGCCAAGUGGAGAAGAAGGCACCAUUGAAGCUCUCAACUGCUCUGCCUGCAACUGCCACAGAAACUUCCACAGAAAAGAGAUUGAAGGUGAUCAUGGAAUGUCCUCAUGGGAUGUCAACAACAACAGUACUAGGGUGGGUACUGUUGGGAGGAAAGUCCUAUUAGGCCAUCCCAAUGCGCACAAUAACAUGAGCAUACUAGCAGCUGAUGCCUUGGGUUUCCACACAGCUGCGAAUCCCACAGGAGGCUUCUUACCCUCAAGAACUGCACCACAUCAUCCUCACCACCAUCCCCACCAGAUGAUAAUGUCUUACAAUAACAACAUGAGCAUGGGUGGGUUGAUGGGGACCCAUCUCCCUUCAGAAUCUGAUGAGCAAGAACAAGAUCAAAUUCAUCAUCAUGGCCAUGGUGGUGGGGUUAAUGUGGCCAGUAGGGCACCAGUACAGCUUGUGAAGAAAAGGUUCAGGACAAAGUUUACUCAGGAACAGAAGGAGAAAAUGUUCAACUUUGCAGAGAAAGUUGGAUGGAAGAUUCAGAAGCAAGAGGAGUCUGUUGUACAAAACUUCUGCCAUGAGAUUGGUGUCAAGAGAAGAGUUCUCAAGGUUUGGAUGCACAACAAUAAACACAAUCUGGCCAAGAAUAAGUCCCAACCCCCACCUAGUACUACUACUGCAUAAUUACUCGAUCAGAUUAAACCUGGUAGAUAUAUUUAAUUAAUUAAUUACUAUUUAGUUUGCAUGGUGCUUAGUUAGCUUAAUUGAAG